Molecule: messenger RNA, 1434 nt
Organism: Cylindrotheca closterium
Lineage: Eukaryota; Bacillariophyta; Bacillariophyceae; Bacillariales; Bacillariaceae
Source: the annotation of a GenBank genome assembly
AUGGCCGCCUCAGCCAGGGUGACCGAGUAUGUUGGCUGGACCCCUGAAGAAAUUGAGAUCGAUGGCGACGAAAGCCUCCUUGCUGAAGCCCUACUCAAAGACCGGUUGUGUGUGAUCAGCGACGGUUCUUAUAAGCUCGGUCUGGGCACGGCAGCGGUUCAACUGCUUCCACGUAAGGGUGGCACAGAACCUAUUAUCGUCCGGUGCCAGACUCCAGGUCUAACUGACGACCAGAGCGCGUACCGGAGUGAACUGAUUGGCCUACUUGCCGGUAUCAUGGUUGUUGAUUGGCUCCUCGACCAGUGGGCCCCAACACUUCGAUCACCACCCCGCGUUAGGAUUGCGUGCGAUGGAUUUUCGGCGUUGCUCAACACCUUUGGUGACAAUCAAGUCACACCGCAACAAGCCCAGUUUGACCUGAUCUCCUCUAUCCGGGAGGCACUUGCCCGCUCUAGGGCCUCGUGGGAACCUAGCCACGUGUACGGUCACCUCGAUACGGCGACAUCCUUUUCCUGCCUCUCUUGGUGGUCUAAACGGAAUGUGGAAGUGGAUGCGUGGGCGGUUGCCUAUCGCCACCAGCUUGAGGCUUCACACCAAUCGAUCGCACCUAACGCUCGUUUCUUUACCGAAUUGGCUGCCCUUUACAUUGGGGACGUCAAACAGUCGCGAUUGAAUCCAGAACAGGUCCAGGAACUUGUGGCGCUGCCUGCUCUACGCAAGCGAUGGCACGAGCGGCAGACAAUUACACCAGAGGCAGAGCUGGAGACCGAUUGGACCAGUCUGGCUCGCGCCAUGAGCUCUCUUCCGGCAGGUGUCCAACGUUGGACCACAAAGCAUGUCGUGGGUAUGUGUGGUGUAGGGAAGUUCAAAGUCCGGUGGGGUUCCGCCGACUCAGCUGCAUGUCCCUGCUGCGGCGAGUUCGAGGACCACCUUCACGUCCCUCGAUGUACGGCACCUUCGGCUAGUGCGGAAUGGGAUCGCCGGACGGCGUCUUUGGACCAAUGGCUGGACACUCAAGUCACUGACCCAGCAAUCAAACACGCUAUUCUCCACCUUCUUCAAGGGGUUUGUGAUCCGUCCCUACCUCGCAGUCGAUUGGUUCCGGUUCGUCUUCGCCACGCUUUCCUCUCUCAACAACGCAUCGGCUACCAAGGUUUAUUGGAAGGCCGGCUGUCUGUUCAGUGGGCGGCCCUGCAGGAACAGUACCUUCAGUCACGUGGGAGCCAACGCUCUCCGCACCUGUGGGUCUCUCGCCUGUCGCAUCAGCUGAUCUUGCUUGGAUUUCAUAUGUGGGAACACAGGAACUCGGUGCAACAUUCGGAGGACAACGUACAGCUACGCGAACGUAGCCGAUUGGUGAACGACGGUAUACACUCUCAGUUUGAUAUGGGCCCAACCGACCUCCCCAAGGUAGUUCAACGCAUGCUCGCUGUG